AUGCGCCUCAUCAACACUUCAUCUCUGGACAUAUUCGAAUUUGCACCUAAAAGCAUCCCGCCAUAUGCUAUACUGUCCCACCGAUGGGAUGAAACGGAGCUUAGUUUGCAAGAUCUGAACCGAGAAGACCGCGAUCAGUUGCCUGGAUUUUCCAAGAUACGAGGUUGUUGUAAUCAAGCUCAGCACGAAGGGUUGGAAUGGGCGUGGAUUGAUUCGUGCUGUAUCGACAAAACGAGCAGCGCCGAGUUGUCCGAAGCGAUCAACUCUAUGUUCCAAUGGUACAAGAGCUCGAGGAUUUGCUAUACCUAUCUUGCAGACGUGUCUGAUGGGGUGUCUGAUAUACGAGCGGGUGGACACCAAUUUUUGGCUUCGCAGUGGUUUACCAGAGGCUGGACACUACAAGAGCUCCUUGCACCGAAGUACUUGAUGUUCUUUGACUCUGAAUGGAAUUGCAUCGGCGCACGGAAUGACUGGCAAGCAAAGGACCCAACCAUCAAGCUCGAAAAGCUCAUAGAGCAGGCAACUGGGAUCAAGAACUUGGCUGGCUACAACAACGCAUCCGUGGCAUGCAAGAUGUCUUGGGCAGCAGGUCGAUCCACUACGAGAGAGGAGGAUCGUGCCUUGAUGGGACUUUUUGGGGUCAAUAUGCCUCCUCUUUAUGGCGAAGGACCUAGGGCAUUUCACAGAUUGCAACUGGAGAUCCUCCGCGAAACAGACGAUGAAUCGAUUUUUGCAUGGGCAGAUCCUCAGGAUCUUAGCGGGAGUCUUUUAGCACCUUCUGUAACUGCAUUCCAAUGCUCUGGCGGAGUUGAAAGAAUGGAGCAUCCACUUGUUCGGGGUGGAGGAAAGAACUCGCAGUCCUAUGAGCGACCACCUUACAGUAUGACCAACAAGGGAAUUCACUUUCCAGGUCGUGCGUUGAAAAUUUUUGAUCGGAGCGACAAGACACAUUCUGAAUCCGAGGACUUUUCUUCUGCAACAGUCCCUAUUCACUGCACAGACACUUCGCUGGGACAUGAAGACCUUCUGGGCGGACACCUUCAUGAUUGGGAAAGCUUCUACAUACGCCAACUUGGACGAUACGAAUCACCAUUCCAAGGACCAUUCAAAAUCAUGCUAUUCAUCGGCGAACUCAAUCUUCAAGGCUAUGAGUACAGUGAUUAUUCGAUUGACGAAAGCCUCUUCAUGCAGGAUCGCUACAAGCUGACACAACUCGAAGGUGCAAUACGAUUCGAUAUUGUAUCACUUCUCAUGAGUGGUCUGACAGCCGCAGUUAUGUUCAGCAACAAGGAUAGCCAAUGCAUUUUCCUCGUCUUCAAUGUCGUGGAUUUUCAGAUUUCAAUCAGACUUUUAGGGCCAUUCGUCGAUCGUCAAAAGACUCUACCUGGGAAAACUGGACGGAAUUGGGCCAUUUUCGAUGACUAUUUUCGGCAGCCAACCUGGAGGAAUCGUUCUAGAGAAACAUUUCUUAACUGUGAGACUGAGAUGUCUGCCGAUGGUGCUCUUGAGAGGGAUGAGUGUUGCGUUGGUGGUCGCUUCAGCGAAGACAGUUCCGAGGACGAAGAGGUCGUCGAUAUUGGUAACGGCCAAGGUACUGCAUACUAUUCCUACCGGCUGGCUGACUGCAUGGCUUCUGAGAGGAAGGUGAGCGGUAGAGUAGACCGUAUUGAGCGUAUGGGAGCGGAACACUGCUGUACUUAUUGA
This is a messenger RNA of Cadophora gregata, 1704 nucleotides long. RefSeq lists its product as uncharacterized. The coding region runs from base 1 to 1704 and encodes 567 amino acids. The record is from RefSeq and is a predicted model, not a curated record. The transcript is spliced from 3 exons. NCBI's taxonomy places the organism in Eukaryota, Fungi, Ascomycota, Leotiomycetes, Helotiales, Ploettnerulaceae.